This is a messenger RNA of Girardinichthys multiradiatus, 5180 nucleotides long. RefSeq names its product endoplasmic reticulum aminopeptidase 1b (gene erap1b). Gene Ontology annotation, molecular function: peptide binding; metalloaminopeptidase activity; zinc ion binding. Gene Ontology annotation, biological process: proteolysis; peptide catabolic process. Bases 271 to 3135 code for a protein of 954 amino acids. Gene Ontology annotation, cellular component: cytoplasm. Lineage: Eukaryota; Metazoa; Chordata; Actinopteri; Cyprinodontiformes; Goodeidae. The transcript is spliced from 19 exons. The record is from RefSeq and is a predicted model, not a curated record.
UUGACUGUAGACCUUUUAUUAGGAGCAACCCAGGUGGGAGGUCGUCAUUACUCGCAGUUCCUGGACUGUGUUGGUUUGACGUGGAGGAAAAUGCAUUUAAAAGCCGAGGAUGUUUCUCUGUUUGUGACACGGAACUAACUGCUGACAUUUCUCCUUCCUGUCUGCAUGUAAUUCCUCCAGCUUUUGUUUCACUUUCACUCUUGACAAACUGCGAGCAGAAGACGAAACGGCAAGGUGGAAGAAUUGUACCUUUUUUUAAAUGAUAUGUAAAUGAUCCGUGUUAGAGCUGUGAGAGGAUUUCCUGUUUUCCUGGCCACCAUGUUUCCUCUCCUGCUGGUGCUCGUUGUUUCCAUUCCUCUUUCAUCUGGAGCUCAGAUCCCAAAUCAAGGUCAAGUCAAAGAUCUCCCUGUGGCCACUAACGGCGAGCCCUUUCCCUGGGACCGCAUGAGACUUCCCAUAACCAUCAGCCCCCUGCACUACGACCUGACCAUCCACCCCAACCUCACUACCCUGGACUUCACCGGGGUGGUUCGCAUCAGUCUGGAUGUGCAAGAGGACACCAGCACCGUUGUUCUCCAUGCCAAGCAAAUGCACAUAUCCAAUGUGGUGCUCCUGGCCCCUGAGGGCAUCAGGCCCCUCCGUGUGUUGGAGUACCCCCGUUUCCAUCAGCUUGCUCUGCUUUCAGAUUCGGUCCUGACCAAGGGCAGAAAGUACGAGGUCCAGCUGGAGUUUGCUGCAAACUUAUCGGACAGUUUUCACGGUUUUUACAAAGGCAGCUACCGCACCAGCAGUGGGGAGGUCCGGGCCAUAGCAUCUACGCAGUUUGAGGCGACCUUUGCUCGUGGAGCCUUCCCCUGUUUUGAUGAGCCUGCCUUCAAAGCCAACUUCACCAUACGGAUCAUACGAGAGCCUCGUCACAUAGCCAUUUCCAACAUGCCCAAGGUUAAAACUGUGGAGCUGCCGGGUGGUUUGCUUGAGGAUCACUUCGACACAACUGUAAAAAUGAGCACUUACCUGGUGGCCUACAUCGUCUCUGACUUCCUGUCUGUGAGCAAAACAACUAAUCAUGGAGUUAAGAUUUCUGUCUAUGCUGUCCCUGAGAAGAUUGAUCAGACAGCCUUUGCUUUGGAUGCUGCAGUGAAGUUGUUAGACUUCUAUGAUGAUUACUUUGAUAUCCCAUAUCCACUUCCCAAACAGGACCUGGCUGCUAUCCCAGACUUCCAGUCGGGUGCGAUGGAGAACUGGGGUCUGACCACUUACAGAGAAACUGGCCUCCUCUUUGAUCCUGACAGGUCCUCUGCCUCAGACAAACUGGGCAUCACCAAGGUUAUUGCCCAUGAGCUUGCACAUCAGUGGUUUGGGAACCUGGUGACGAUGGAGUGGUGGAAUGACUUGUGGCUCAAUGAAGGUUUUGCCAAGUUUAUGGAGUUUAUUUCCCUCGACAUCACCUACCCAGAGCUCCACGUGGAUGACUUCUUCUUGGGCAAGUGUUUUGAAGCCAUGGAGGUAGACUCUCUGACCUCCUCUCACCCAGUCUCUACACCGGUGGAAAACCCCACGCAGAUCCAGGAAAUGUUUGAUGAUGUGUCUUAUGACAAGGGGGCGUGCAUUUUGAACAUGCUGCGGGACUUCCUGGGUCCUGAAGCUUUUGAGAUCGGCAUCAUCCGAUACCUAAAGCGCUACAGCUACCAGAACACUGUGAACAGCCACCUGUGGGAGAGCCUGACUGAUAUCUGCAGCUCAGACGCUUUGAAUGAAGGCCGAAUGAAACACACAGAAUUCUGCUCUAAACACAAACUCCAGUCUGGAUCCUCUAAGUGGUACUCUGAUGAUGAGCUGGAUGUCAGGGCUAUCAUGGACACCUGGACGCUGCAGGAGGGCUUCCCACUGGUCACUGUAGAGGUCAAAGGUCGGGAGAUCAGGCUCAGUCAGGAGAGGUUCCUGAGAACAGACAAUCCCUCGCUCACUGAAGGAUUCCUGUGGCAGAUCCCACUAACGUACAUGACCAGUGCCUCCAACACAGUUCACCGUUUCCUCCUCAAGACAAAGACUGAUGUCCUCUACCUGCCAGAGGACGUGGACUGGGUGAAAUUUAAUGUCAACAUGAGUGGCUACUACAUGGUCCACUAUGCAGGGGAGGGUUGGAACUCCAUCAUCAAACUGCUGCAGUACAACCACACGGCCAUCUCUGGCAACGAUCGGGCCAGCCUCAUCCAGAACGUCUUCCAGCUGGUCAGUGUUGGGAAGGUGAGGCUGGAUACGGCCCUGGAGCUGUCUCUUUAUCUUUCCAAAGAGACUGAGAUCAUGGCUGUGACCCAGGGUUUUGGAGAGCUCGUACCUCUUUACAAAUUGAUGGAGAAGAGAGACAUGACUGUGCUGGAGAACCAGAUGAAAGGUUAUAUCGUGGAUCUGUUCCGGAAUCUGAUUGAUCGGCAAGAGUGGAGUGACUCCGGUUCGGUGUCUGAGCGAGUUCUGAGGAGUUACCUGCUGUUGUUCGCCUGUGUCAGGAACCAUCCUCCCUGCGUAGCCAAAGCCACUCAGCUAUUUAACCAGUGGAAGGAUUCAGAUGGCACCAUGAGCCUCCCUGUUGACAUCACUAUGGCUGUGUUUGUGAUUGGAGCACGGUCACCAGAGGGGUGGGACUUCCUGUUUGAGAAGUACCGCACUUCUCUGCAGAUGUCCGUCAAGAGCCGCAUCAAGUCUGCCAUGACUGUCACCUAUCUGCAGGACAAACUCGAGUGGAUGAUGGAGCAGAGUCUGCAUGGUGAGGUGAUGAAGACCCAGGACCUCCCAGAUGUGGUUGUCUCUGUUGGAAGGAACGCUCAUGGUUACAAACUGGCCUGGGACUUCCUCCGAGCUAACUGGCACACCCUGAUCAAGAAGUUUGACCUCGGCUCUCACUCUGUAUCCUACAUGGUGAUUGGCGUGACCAACCAGUACUCUACCAGGGAGAUGCUUCAAGAGAUACGGAGCUUCUUCAACUCGCUGACAGAGGAAACGGGGUCAAAAAUGAGGUGCAUCCAGCAGACCUAUGAGACUAUUGAGGAUAACAUCCGCUGGAUGGACACCAACCUUCCUCUGCUACAGGCUUGGCUGAACAAGCACCAACUCAGAAGACCUCAUGAAGAUUUAUAGUCCUGGGGGACUUUUUCUUACCCCUGUUUGAGCCAAUUUUGGUUUCUGGACCAGUGUUGGAGCCAAAUUAGAUUUUUAUUAAACCAUUUAAGGUGGCUUGGUUGGUUCUUUAAAACUUUGGCAACAGAUUCUGCCCGAGUCAAGAUUGAAGAGUAGACUAAGAGCCAAUACUCUUGGUUCCAAACCAGUACUGGAAUCACAUUGAUGAAAACAGGGUAAGUGUCAUUACAUUAUGUAAGCCGAUGCCGGAUGUGAGUCGCUCAUGCACACAGUUUAAAUUGCACUACCUUCCUCCGACCUUAGCAGUUGCAGAUAUAGAGGAGCUAAAUAUAUUGUCCACUGGUUCCAUCUGAUGUCAGUCACUGCCUGAUGCAAGACUGUCCACUCAGAGAGUACUUUCUGCCCAAUGCCAGCAGUCCUUUGAGGUCAAAAGGUCAAAGCUCACCCAGAAAGCUAAAAAGUUUAAUCAGUGUUUUAUUAAAUGUAUAAACUAUAACAAGUAAAAACUAGGAAAAAAAAUAAUGAACAUGAAAUGUUACUAAUGGCUACACAGUCCUCCAUGGAGCCAUUGAGAAUAUAUGCCCAUUUAUGAGUUACUCACAUCAGGCAGAUGCUUCCAUCUUGUAACGACAAAAUUUAAAACGACAAAUUAAAAAGCACAGAGUGGGGGCGCCGCCCGUGCCGUAGUGGUAGAGCGCGAGACCCAUUUACAGAGGCCUCAGUCCUCGAUGCAGCGGUCCCGGGUUGUAGUCCUAACCCCACGGGGCCUAUGCUGCAUGUCCUCCCUCUCUUUCCGCCCCACUUCCUGUCUGUCUACUUUGGAAAAAUAACAAAAAUAAAGGCCACUAGUGCUGCAAAAAACAGAAAAAGAAAGAGUGCUGUGGACUCAGUUUAUGAAUGAGAUCAUUUUAUUCUCAGUGACAACUCCCAAAUAUUUGCAUUAAAAAAAUCCUGACUAAAAGACAUAGCUCUUGAUUUUUGAAAAUGUUAUUUAUUUUCAAAUAUACUAAAAUAUCAUCCUCAAAUACAAUAACUUUGUUUUAGACUUCUCUAAAGCACAACCAAACACUUCACAAAUGGGAGCUUUUCCCAACUAGCCAUGUAUACUUGUUUUCUGUAAGGAAUAAAAAUACUUCAUAUAAAAUUCACCAUACUUGAGAAAUAACAGUUCUUAACUUAAAUAGAGGUAACUUGCUUGGAAUAUUUAAUAAAGUGUUAUUUGCCUAAAUAUUUCAGCUCAGAGUUGCCUGUAUUAGUUUCUGAGUGUGUGUUUUGGUAUAUAAGUGUGUGUUUAGGGUGUAGGGGUUUUGGUGGUGUUCAUUUUUAACUGCUGUGAAGUUGUGCUUUUGUAAAGUAAAUUUGGCUUUAAGCUGCAUUAUCACAGCGGAAAGUGACAACAUGCUGUGAAUAAUGCAUUGUAAAAAGAAAUGCACUGUGCAACAAAUUCUUGACAAUUUCAAUGUAUUUUUGUUUUAGCAGAGCGUUUCUCACUUAAGGUACCACACAAAAGAAGUGAAAGGGUGAAGAUUGUAGAUUUUUUCCUAGAAGAAACCAAAAUGAAUCUAUACUUUUUGUCUUCAGUAUACAGAAUUAAAAUAAAAAAAUAAACAAAUAUUGGAACCAAAAUUGACCUAAAUACAGAAACAUAUAUAUAUAUAAUUUUGUUUGAUUACAUCACAAAACAUUUUUCCAUAAUUUGCUGAAACUUUCACUAUUCAGAUCAAGUCAAAACAUGGGACUUCAUUUGGGUUGUUGAUCUUUUUUCAACAUUUAUGACUUGAGUAAGUGACAAAAUAUUAUGUGGAAAAGGCAUUAGGGAUUUUUUUUUUUUUAUUAUUUAAAAGCGGUACUAGGUGAAGUUCUUAGCAGUCAUUGUCUUAUAUGUAGUAGUCUGCUAACAUGCUCUCAUUUUUAAGAAAGACAGUAAAGUUCAAGUCAUCUUAAAAAAAUACAGUUCAAUUUAGCUUUAUAGUGUCAUGAUUCUGUCAUGUGUAAAAAAAAUUAUUAAAUGCAAUUUGGAAAGAAUAAAGUUUGUGUCAUAUUCA